UUUUAUUAUAUCUGCUGCAGCUUCAGCUUCAGGAACGAAGAUUGUUCAGUGGCUGGCUGAGAUGGUUUCCUCAACAUUUUUGAGCCCGGCGACUUGCUUGGCCUCCAUUCCGCGACUGCCCUCCACCGCCACUUUCUCCGCAUCUCUCCCUUCGCUAUGUCCUGGUCGAACAUCACACUUGGGUCUCAUCUCCACUUCAAGGAUGCGCGCCAAGUUCGAGAAAUUCCAGGGCCCUGAAAAUCCGGAAGAAGACAACACACAACAAGCUUCAAUUGAGCAAGUCGAGCAAGCUCAAGAGGAUGACAGUUGCUUGCCUUCUGAUUUGGAAGGUGCCGUUCGACAGUCGGGGCAAGCAAGUGCACAGUUUGUUUCCUCUGGAGGGAUGAGAGCUAUAGUUGAGUUAUUAAUUCCUCAGCUGCAAUUCCUUGAUGACGAAGGAGCACAAGUGGAGCUCUGGGAGCUAUCGAAGAUAUUCUUGGAUACACUUAUUGAAGAAACAGGAAGUCAGAGAGUUAAAGCCAUAUUUCCAGAUGCUGGAGCUGCUGCACUACUAAAAUAUCAGUGGAAAGACGCCGCAUUUGGAUUCGCUAGUUUGGGGGACCGAAAGCCUGUAACUAAUGAAGAUGAGAUUGUUGUGAUGGUGGUUCCUGAUUAUCAGAUGCUUGGGUUUGUCGAAAAGAUUGCUUCUAGUCUCUCAUACGAUUCGCCUAGGCCUCUUAUCAUGUGGAACCCACGGCUAAUUAGCGAGGAUGUUGGAGUUGGCAUCAAUGUCCGUAGACUACGGCGUGAUUUCUUAAGCACAUUCACAGUUGUCUACUCAAUGAAACCUCUUCCCACCGGCGCCGUGUUCAGAUGUUACCCUGGAUUAUGGAAGGUCUUUUACGACGACAGCGAGCGACCCAACAGGUAUCUGCUUGCCAGGGAACUCAUACGUCGUCCUGACAUUGAAGACCUCGAGAUAAUUUUUGGUGAUCAAGACAAGAUGUCGCCGGAGAAGGGGCCGUCUUUGUUUGAUCAAGCAGCCGGCAUCUUCUCGUCCAUAAAUCGCUUCAUGAAAGUGAUUUCCAGAUAAGUCUCCUCACCAUUUUGUCACUCUCUUGCUAUCAUUUUAAUUUGGUUUGAACACAAACAAUCUUUGUUGAAUCAAAUACCUGUUUGAUCAUAUAGCUGAUUUUGACGAGGUUGUCUUUA
Molecule: messenger RNA, 1191 nt
Organism: Andrographis paniculata
Lineage: Eukaryota; Viridiplantae; Streptophyta; Magnoliopsida; Lamiales; Acanthaceae
Exons: 9
Coding region: 62-1072 (336 amino acids)
Source: RefSeq, a predicted model, not a curated record